AUGAAGUAUAUUGCAAUCAUAGGAGCUGGGUGCAGUGGGCUGGCUGCAGUCAAAGCCUGUCUGGACGAAAACCUGGUUCCAGUUUGUUUCGAAAGAGGGAGCGAUAUUGGUGGUCUUUGGAACUUUUCAGAAACUUACACCAAUGAUCGCGCAAGCAUUUACAAAAAUCUGGUCAUCAAUACAAGCAAGGAAAUGAUGUCCUUCAGUGACUUCCCAACUCCUGCCGACUUUCCGCCUUUCUUACCGCACGAAUAUGUUCUCAAAUAUUUCCGUUUGUACGCUGAAAGAUUCCAAUUGCUGGAGCAUGUUCGCUUCAACGCAACAGUGCGGAACAUAGGCAAAUGCCGCGAUUAUGACACCACCGGUCGCUGGGGGGUAACGGUGAGUGUUGAGGGUGCCCCUCCCUUCACUCGGGUGUUUGAUGGGGUGAUGGUUUGCACCGGCCACCACUCUGUCCCCUACACGCCGACAUUCAGGGGUGCGGACACUUUCAAGGGACCCGUCAUACACUCUCAUGGAUACAAAGAUUCAAGUAAUUACAAGGGGAAAAGAGUUCUCGUUAUCGGGAUUGGUAACUCCGCUGCAGAUAUUGCCGUGGAUUUGUCCCGAGCAGCAUCAAAGGUGUUCCUGAGCACUCGGAGGGGUGCGUGGAUCAUCGGCAAGACGAGCAUCAAGGGUAUCCCUGCCGACCUGCUGGCCAACAGUAGGUUCGUGUUCUCACUGCCUCUCAAUCUACUGCAGUGGGUCGUGGAGAAACAGGCCAACUUCAAGGUGGACCAUGACACGUUUGGUCUGUCGCCUCAACAUGGGGCGCUUGAAGCACAUCCGACCAUUAACGACGAGCUUCCCUACCAUCUGGUGACGGGAAAAGUCAGCAUCAAGCCAAACGUAACUGCCUUCACACAAGAUGGCGCGGAGUUCGCAGACGACACUUUCGAGGAGAUUGAUGCCGUGAUAUAUGCGACUGGUUAUGACUACCGACUCGAUAUUGUUGAUGAAGAUGUGCUGAGAAUUGACAACAACAGGACACACCUUUAUCAGUACAUGAUCCCGACCAACCUGACCCACCCUACUUUUAGUGUGAUUGGACUCGUCCAACCAAUCGGCGCCAUUAUGCCAAUAUCGGAGAUGCAGUGCCGAUGGUUCACGAAGCUGAUCAAGGGGGAGGUGAGUUUGCCGAGUAAGGAGGUGAUGCUGAAGUCUGUGUCCCAGAAAUUCGCCCUGAUGAACCACACCUACAUCAAGUCUCGCAGACACACCGUUCAGACUUACUGGAUCGACUACAUGGACGAGAUUGCUUCAAAAAUUGGCGUCAAACCAAAUUUUAAAAGGCUCAUGUUUGAAGACCCCGUCUUGGCUUUCAAAUGCUUUUUCGGCCCGUGUGUCCCCGCACAAUACAGACUAACAGGCCCUGGAAAGUGGGAAGGUGCCCGACCACUCAUCAUGGACGCCGUCGCCCGGGCAACCAGAGGCGCCACCUGUCGGAAGACAUGCGCAAAGAAGCGCCAGUCCCGGAAGGAAAGGAGCAGCACCUUGAUGCUGCUGUUCUACGUGUUUGUGUUCUUCACUCUUGUGACCAUGUGGUGCUUGGACUCGUUCAUUGACUUCUCAGUUAUUGACAUUGUAUCUCUUCUUCAGAAGGAGCAUGUUGAACACGCUCUUGCUGGAUAA
Messenger RNA from Haliotis rubra (blacklip abalone), 1671 nucleotides. RefSeq names its product flavin-containing monooxygenase 5-like. The transcript has 6 exons. The record is from RefSeq and is a predicted model, not a curated record. Lineage: Eukaryota; Metazoa; Mollusca; Gastropoda; Lepetellida; Haliotidae. Bases 1 to 1671 code for a protein of 556 amino acids. Gene Ontology annotation, molecular function: N,N-dimethylaniline monooxygenase activity; flavin adenine dinucleotide binding; NADP binding.